Fukomys damarensis (Damara mole-rat) is the source of this 2969-nucleotide messenger RNA. RefSeq names its product sideroflexin 2 (gene Sfxn2). Lineage: Eukaryota; Metazoa; Chordata; Mammalia; Rodentia; Bathyergidae. Gene Ontology annotation, cellular component: mitochondrial inner membrane. Bases 1674 to 2498 code for a protein of 274 amino acids. The transcript has 10 exons. The record is from RefSeq and is a predicted model, not a curated record. Gene Ontology annotation, molecular function: monoatomic ion transmembrane transporter activity. Gene Ontology annotation, biological process: monoatomic ion transport; serine import into mitochondrion.
CGAGGGCCGGUGGGGAGCAGACUGCCGCCGCCCCGGGCGGUGUGCAACCCUCGGGGCACGCAGGUCGGGGCCUCCGGCAGGUUCGUCACUCGCCUUUGUGAAGCGCUUCGCACACGGGCUGUCGUUUUCCGUUCAAAGCCUAGAAAUUGGCCACGGCGAGCCAGUUAGGACUUGAACCGACUUGUGGACGCAGUGCUCUGCUUACGACGUUGCUGCUAAUCACUGUUGUCCGGGUGGGAGGAGCGGAGUGUUUGUAUCUGUGAUGGAAACCGAGAUUUUUCUAAAAGCUGACUUUAUCGGCUGUUGAGAACACAGCUCGGACUGGACUGAGGGAGGAGGAGCGAGUUUGCGGUAUUCCAGCUGAGCCAUGUCCACUCCGAAGGAGCACUGGUGGCGGAGUACCUUACUCCAGUGAGUGCCCGGCUUGCCCUUCUGCCAUGUCAUUGGUGUCACUUGUCUCGCUUAUUCAUAAACUACAAUCACUGAACACUAAUGCCUUUUUUUUUUGUACUGGGCAUCAAACCCAGGACCUUAUACUUGCAAGGCAGGCAGCAGCACCACUGAGCUAAAUUCCUGGCCCUACUACUGCUAUUAAUAUUUUCAGCAAGCUUUUGUUUGUUAACUGUUAAGAAUCCAAGAUAAGAAAAGAUUUUAUUUUAUUUCAUUUACUCCCUCUCUGACACAGUCUCUUUCUGUAGAUUUCAGUUUCUGACCUGUACUGUAAUUUCCCCAUGAAGAACUGCUUUCAGCUUUUUGUAGAUCAGGUCUGCUGACGUCAGAGUCCCUCAGCUUUAUUUGUUCAACAGCGUCUAAGCGUAAUGUUGUUGGAUACAGAGGUCUAGGGUGAAGGUGUCUUUCUUGUCUUUCUUCCAGCACAACCUGUGUUUUUACCUUUCUGUGAGCCAUGCUGCUUUUUCUUGCAGCGCAGCUGAAGUUCCUAGUAAGAGGCCCUGAGCUAGACAGGCCUUUGGUGGGCAGCUUCGGUGGGUCUUGCUAGGUAUUGUGCCAUGUGUCGUACAGUACAGUACUGUCUGCUGUAGCUGUAGGUGUCGCUUCUGAAAUUUCCUUGGUGUGCUUGUUUUUGCCUUCCCUAUUGUCUUUUGGUUUCAGACUUUUCUUUUUUUUCUGCCCCUUGUGCUGGUGAUUGAACCAGGCCUCACUCUGUCACUGAGCUAACCCAUCCCCUAUCACCAGGCCACUGUCCCUCUGGGAUGACCCUGGCUGCUCUGGACCUGGAGGAGGGACCUGGCAGUAGGGGAGGUGUCUGCUGUGGCCUGGCUGGCCACCCUUCACCGCUGCUCAGCCUUCCUUCCCCUCCCCUGGUUGCCUUUGGCUGAGGCUCAAAGGCUGGAGGGUGCUGAGUACCCUUCCCAGGAUGGGUAGGUCUGGGUGAAAGGGCAGCAGCCCUCCCCUACUCCCUGCCAGGAGACUGGGGACAGUGUCUGUCCCCUGGGCAGGUCUGAGCUCCCCAGGGACAAGCACCAUCUGGUUCCCUCCCAGUGGCUCCCACAGCUCUGGGCGAGAGCAGGCAUCAGGGCGCACGUGGGAGCCUGGUGCCCGUGCAUGGGGGCUGGGCAAGACGGGCAGUGCCGGGGAUUCCAGGGUGGCUGUGACUUGGGGACGCCCUCAUUCCUCCUCUGUCCCCGGAGUCUGCAGUCUUGGGUGCGAGCACGAUGGAGGGGGACCUGUCUGGCUUUAACAUCGAUGACCCCCGCUGGGACCAGCGCACGUUCCUGGGGCGUGUGAAAUAUUUCCUGAGCAUCACAGACCCACGCACCAUCUUGCUGCCAGAAUGGAAGCUGGACUGGGCCAAGGCGAUGGUGGAGCAGAGCAGGAUGGGGGCCGUGCCCCCAGGCACCCAAGUGGAGCAACUGCUGUAUGCUAAGAAGCUGUAUGACUCGGCCUUCCACCCCGACACUGGGGAGAAGAUGAAUGUGAUCGGGCGGAUGUCCUUCCAGGUCCCCGGCGGCAUGAUCAUCACAGGCUUCAUGCUGCAUUUCUACAGGACUGUGCCAGCGGUGAUCUUCUGGCAGUGGGUGAACCAGUCCUUCAACGCCUUGGUCAACUACACCAACAGGAAUGCGGCGUCCCCCAUGUCGGUCAGGCAGAUGACCUUCUCCUACCUCACAGCCACAACCACUGCAGUGGCCACUGCUGUGGGCAUGAACGUAUGGACAAAGAGAGCUCCUCCCUUGGUGUGCCGCUGGGUACCCUUCGCUGCCGUGGCUUCUGCGAACUGUGUCAAUAUCCCGAUGAUGCGACAGCAGGAACUCAUCCAGGGCAUCUCUGUGAAGGACAAGAACCAGAAUGAGGUUGGCCAUUCCCAGAGAGCUGCGGCUGUAGGCAUCACCCAAGUGGUUAUUUCCAGGAUCACCAUGGCGGCUCCUGGCAUGAUCUUGCUGCCGGUCAUCAUGGAAAGGCUGGAGAAACUGCGCUUCAUGAAGAAAGCCAAGGUGCUGCACGCGCCACUGCAGGUCGCGCUGUCUGGAUGCUUGUGAGUAAGGGGCUCUGCUGGCCUGGGGCGGUGGGCUGGGUGCUCCCUGUGGCUCUGGACACCUGUGAUCAUCCGGAUUGUUCCUCCUCGUCCUCCUAGGUGCCAGAGACGCACUCUUCAUGCAUACACACAUGUGCAGGCUCGGGUGUGCACCCUUCCAUCCUCCCCGCCCAGGCCUCAAGCCCUCGCUCGCUCUUAUAGGAGAGAAGAGAGGCGAGGCCUAGCUAGCCCUGGCGCAGGCAGACACAGCCGUGUCAGCACCCUCAGGAGGCCGCCGUGGCACAGCCACCUCCGAGCGGCUCCUCCCACACCUUGGUCACAUUAUCUUCCUCCCUGUCUGGGACCUGGGUGUGCGGUGGAAGAAAGGAUAGAGGGGAAGACUGGGGCUGCCGCUGGGAGGCAGGCUAGGUGUGGGUAGCCCCGCUUCCUGCUGGGAUCUGGGACAGGGACCUCGUUAAUAGCUCUGUCUUCCUUC